UGGAGGUUUCCAGAAGCGCCGCCACCACCGCGUCGCGCAGCUGCAAGGCCGCUCGGCUGCUUUUUCUGCCGCCUCGUUUUUUUGCCUGCGACUCUCCGCCAUGAUAAGUGCCAGCCGAGCUGCGGCCGCUCGUCUCGUGGGCGCAGCUGCCUCCCGGGGUCCCUCGGCCGCCCGGGCGCAGGAUGGCUGGAAUGGCUUUAGUCAUGAGGCCUUCAGAAUUGUUUCAAGGCGGGAUUAUGCAUCAGAAGCAAUUAAGGGAGCAGUUGUUGGAAUUGAUUUGGGCACUACAAACUCCUGUGUGGCAGUCAUGGAGGGUAAACAAGCGAAGGUGUUGGAGAAUGCUGAAGGUGCCAGAACCACCCCUUCAGUUGUGGCCUUCACAGCAGAUGGUGAGCGUCUUGUUGGCAUGCCAGCCAAACGACAGGCUGUCACUAACCCAAACAACACCUUCUAUGCCACCAAACGUCUCAUUGGCCGACGCUACGAUGACCCUGAAGUGCAGAAGGACAUUAAAAAUGUCCCUUUUAAAAUCGUCCGUGCCUCCAAUGGUGAUGCCUGGGUUGAGGCUCAUGGAAAACUCUAUUCUCCGAGUCAGAUAGGAGCAUUUGUGUUAAUGAAGAUGAAAGAAACUGCAGAAAAUUACUUGGGACACGCGGCAAAGAAUGCUGUAAUCACAGUCCCCGCUUAUUUCAAUGACUCGCAGAGACAGGCUACUAAGGAUGCUGGCCAGAUAUCUGGACUAAAUGUGCUUCGGGUGAUUAAUGAACCCACAGCUGCUGCUCUGGCUUAUGGUCUAGACAAAUCGGAAGAUAAAAUCAUUGCUGUAUAUGAUUUAGGUGGUGGGACAUUUGAUAUUUCCAUCCUGGAGAUUCAGAAAGGAGUAUUUGAAGUGAAAUCCACCAAUGGGGACACCUUCUUAGGUGGUGAAGACUUUGACCAGGCUUUGCUACGACACAUUGUGAAGGAGUUCAAGAGAGAGACAGGAGUUGAUUUGACCAAAGACAACAUGGCACUGCAAAGGGUGCGAGAAGCUGCUGAGAAGGCCAAGUGUGAGCUUUCCUCAUCUGUGCAGACUGACAUCAACUUGCCGUAUCUUACCAUGGAUGCUUCUGGACCCAAACAUUUAAAUAUGAAAUUGACCCGGGCUCAGUUUGAGGGCAUUGUUGCUGAUCUCAUCAAGAGGACUAUGGCUCCAUGCCAGAAAGCUAUGCAAGAUGCAGAAGUUAGCAAGAGUGACAUAGGAGAAGUGAUUCUUGUUGGUGGAAUGACUAGGAUGCCCAAGGUUCAGCAGACCGUGCAAGAUCUUUUUGGCCGAGCCCCAAGUAAAGCUGUCAAUCCUGAUGAGGCUGUGGCUAUUGGAGCUGCCAUUCAGGGAGGUGUGUUGGCUGGUGAUGUCACAGAUGUGCUGCUCCUCGAUGUCACGCCUCUGUCUCUGGGCAUUGAGACUCUGGGAGGUGUCUUCACCAAACUUAUUAACAGGAACACCACAAUUCCAACCAAAAAGAGCCAGGUGUUUUCCACUGCUGCUGAUGGACAGACUCAAGUGGAGAUUAAAGUAUGUCAGGGGGAGAGAGAGAUGGCUGCAGACAACAAACUUCUUGGACAGUUCACUUUGAUUGGAAUUCCCCCAGCACCUCGAGGAGUCCCUCAAAUUGAAGUUACAUUUGACAUUGAUGCCAAUGGGAUUGUGCAUGUGUCUGCCAAAGAUAAGGGCACAGGACGAGAGCAGCAGAUUGUAAUCCAGUCUUCAGGUGGAUUAAGCAAAGAUGACAUUGAAAAUAUGGUUAAAAAUGCAGAGAAGUAUGCUGAGGAAGACCGUCGAAAGAAGGAACGGGUUGAAGCAGUUAACAUGGCUGAGGGAAUCAUUCAUGAUACAGAAACCAAGAUGGAAGAAUUCAAAGAUCAGUUGCCAACAGAUGAGUGCAACAAGCUAAAAGAAGAGAUUUCCAAAAUGAGGGAGCUUCUGGCUCGAAAAGACAGCGAAACAGGAGAAAACAUUAGGCAGGCGGCGUCUUCCCUUCAGCAGGCAUCACUGAAGCUCUUUGAAAUGGCAUACAAAAAGAUGGCGUCCGAGCGAGAAGGCUCUGGGAGUUCUGGCACUGGAGAUCAAAAGGAAGAUCAAAAGGAGGAGAAGCAGUAGUAACCAUAAAUUUUUGAAGCCCAAAGGACAGCAUACAAUGAAGCUUGGGAGUAAAGGGGCUUCCUGAGCAGAAAUGAGCAAACUUCAGUCUUUUUACUGUGUUUUUGCAGUAUCCUAUAUAUAAUUUCUUAAUAUAUAAAUUCAGUGACUGUUAGCGAAUGAUCAUUUAAUGGUGAUAAUUGCAGCAGUACAGCAUUCACAAUGUUUUGUCCCUAGCCCAUUGUUACUUAGCUGCAUGCACUAGAAGAAGCAGUACAGUUUGUUGAUCAGUAUGAAGAUUUAAUAUUGUCCUGUGUGUUCAAAGGGUGAAACCUCUCACAACAGAGCCAGAGAUCUAGAACAAGCCUUCUGGAGAUGAGAUCUUUGAAGUUAUGAGUACUGCUGUGCUGGCCUCUGUAAAUGGAGUAACUUGGGGCUGACUAAGGAAGCCAGUGGCUGUGCCAUGAUUGUAAAUGGGUGAGACAGAAGAAGCUACAAUGGCAGUCUGCUGUUUAUGUUAGGUAUGCAUUUGAAACAAGGUAGUGAUGAGGCUCCCUAACUUCGCUUAAGGUAUACUUUUCUACCUACCAUGGGUCUGUGUUAGCACCUCCAUCCCUAAAAAUUGAUCUUUUAGAUCCACUGAUUUUUUUUUUUUUUUUAAUAAAUAUGAAACAUGG
This is a messenger RNA of Ochotona curzoniae (black-lipped pika), 2796 nucleotides long. It is a transcript of the gene HSPA9, whose product is annotated as heat shock protein family A (Hsp70) member 9. Gene Ontology annotation, molecular function: heat shock protein binding; ATP-dependent protein folding chaperone; ATP binding. The record is from RefSeq and is a predicted model, not a curated record. Lineage: Eukaryota; Metazoa; Chordata; Mammalia; Lagomorpha; Ochotonidae. Gene Ontology annotation, biological process: cellular response to unfolded protein; protein refolding. The coding region runs from base 101 to 2140 and encodes 679 amino acids. The transcript is spliced from 17 exons. Gene Ontology annotation, cellular component: mitochondrion; cytoplasm.